Molecule: messenger RNA, 2188 nt
Organism: Octopus sinensis (East Asian common octopus)
Lineage: Eukaryota; Metazoa; Mollusca; Cephalopoda; Octopoda; Octopodidae
Product: cAMP-specific 3',5'-cyclic phosphodiesterase 7B
Exons: 10
Coding region: 207-1940 (577 amino acids)
Molecular function (GO): 3',5'-cyclic-AMP phosphodiesterase activity
Source: RefSeq, a predicted model, not a curated record
AAUGUAAAUAAUUCCUCAUCUCUUGAAUAUAGAACUGUAGUAUUUUUCUUUCUUGGCAGCGUGUGUUAUCAACUGUUGAUAGUUGGUCGUUUGACAUCUUCAACUUUGACAAGCUAAUAGCAGGGAAAUCGCUUUUCCAUCUAGCUUUACAUUUGUUCCAAGAUUACGGCUUCUUAGAUAUAUUCAACAUUGAUAUAAUAAAGUUGAUGCGGUGCCUCAGUUCAAUAGAAGAUGGUUACCAUGACAGCAAUCCGUACCACAAUUCCUUGCACGCAGCAGAUGUUACCCAGGCAAUGCAUUGCUACCUGAGAGAGAAAGAGUUAUAUAAUUGUGUUCUUCCAAUAGAAGCAAUGGCAGCUCUUUUUGCCUCUAUGAUGCAUGACUUGGAUCAUCCAGGAGUGAACCAAGCUUACCUCAUAGCAACAACUAAUGUCUUAGCAUCUCUUUAUGAAAAUAACUCAGUUCUUGAAAACCAUCACUGGAGGUCAGCCGUUGGUGUGCUACACGAAUGCGGAAUCUUCGACCAUUUUGAUGCACAUCAAUGGGGUCUUCUUGAAUGGCAGCUGAAGUCCUUGAUUCUGGCUACAGAUAUAACCAGGCAGCAAGAAUUUAUCCGGAAAUUCAAGGAGUACCAAGAUGAUCCCAAUUUCACAAUCAAGAACAAUGCUAAUCAUAGACAUUUUGUGAUGCAGAUCGCCAUGAAAUGUGCCGAUAUCAGUAACCCGUGCCGGCUGUGGCCUGCCAGUAAGCAAUGGAGUGAGAAAAUCUGUGAAGAGUUCUUCCUACAAGGUGACUGUGAGAGGAAAUUAAAACUGCCUAUCACACCAAUGUGCGACAGAUAUUCAACGUCUAUGGCGAAAAUACAGGCCGGUUUCAUGGAGCAUGUUGUUUACCCCUUAUUUCACGAAUGGCGGCGUUUUAUGCGGUCGGAACUGUCGAAGAACAUGUUAGAUAACGUGAAGACGAACAAAAACCGUUGGGAAAAAGAAAGGGCCGUAGAGUUACAGAAAGAAGCCGAACUGAACGAGGAGCAUACGUCCGGAAGUUUGUCUUCUGUGUUUGAACAAGAUGAACUGAACGAGGACAGCAACGUAAAUGGCGAUACGGACAACAGCGAGUCAGAGGAAGGGGAUAUCAUUGGAGAAACCCGAUUCCUCUCCACAUUACCGUCCAGGCACGGCUCCUUGGAUCAUUCAGAAAGUCUCCGAAGUAAUUCUCCCAUAAUGGAAAACCGAGAGAACUUUGUUCCUGGUUCACGUCGACAUAGUCUGCCGUUGAGUUACUUUCGGCGUGAGUCGAUCCGUGUUACGGUGAGGAGAGAGAGUUUCCCGCAUGUACAACGAUCUCGACGAAACGUACCUCGCAAUAACUUUUUCCAUGCUACCUCUUUUGAAGGGUUUUUCCCCACCACUAAAAAAAGUAUCUCGAUCGAGAGUGUACUGGGUCGUCCCAAAAUUACUACUCUAAGCCCCAGUUCCGAAGCGAGUAGACUCGCUUCAAGACUGUUUUCUUCAGACCCCCAUUUAGCACAACGAAGUCAAAUGCCCUCAGCAAACGGACAAAAAGCAGCCACACGUUUAACUUCUCUUUUAGCAUUAACGGCAAUAAGCCCUCCCGCUGAGAUUGAAUCGUGUCCUUUUCAGGCAUUCCAGUCACGAACAGUACUUGCUCCUCUAUCGGGUAACGCUCAAGAAACUACAGGUAGGGAAUGGUGGCAAACUAGGGACCCUAUUCUCAACCCUUUACGAAGGGUUUCUGCCAUAGACUUCACGUUUCAAAUAAAGGGUCAAGUUUUGGGUUCGCAUGGAGAUAUGUCUUCAACAAGCCAAAGCAAGAUGGUACCAGAUCAGACAAAGGCAGAUAUAAUACAUGUAAGUCAAAGCGAGCCCACAAAACUAUCAGAACGCACAAGACGAGCAUCCGAUGAGGAGUCUCUUUAAAGUGUUAUUAAAUCCUCAUUUCUAAUAUUUGUGGAUUUUUUAAAAAAAGUAUUUUUAAAUUAAAUUGAACAGGAAAUCCAACAAAAGAUCAGACAAUUUACCAAAAAACAAAAAAAAUAAAUAAACAAGAAUAAAAUCUUCAUAAUUCAUUGGUAAAAAGACUUCAUCUCUCAAUUAAAUAAAGUGGUUUGAAAGAACGACUGAAAAAAAACAGAAAACAGUUUUUUUUUGGAGGUCACCUAAAAAAA